AUGGGAAACCCAGCCCGAGUCCAAAGAUCCGGGGCGUUGAUCUACAGAAAGCGCAGCUCUCCCACCUACACCCCCGAACAAUCGUAUCCCUCGCCCCUGUCACGGCCAGCGUACUCUCUCCCAUCCUCACCACGACACAUCAGCUUCCGGCCCUCAACACCACCGUCUCUCCCAAACUACGAUUCCACCACCCCACAGCCCUGCACUUCACCCAACACGCUCGACACGGAUUCGCAGAUCCUCUGCUCCAGCUGCCAGCUGCCGACGCCCCGGCGCGAUGCACCAACGCUACAGCCAUGCGGCCACGCUACCUGCCGCGCGUGCGUGCGGGCACGACUGCUCGCGGCGUUCCGCAAGCGCCCGUUCGCGCCGCCAGCUUGCUGUGGCCCGGCGACGCCGCUGCCGCUGGCCCUGCUCGGUGCCGUCGCCACAGAGCCCGAACUACUCGCUUACCAUAUGAAGCUGUCCGAGAUGAAGACGGCCCCCACCGAACGCGCCUACUGCUGCGACCCAGCCUGCCGCAUGUACCUCUAUCCGGCGCUCGAGCGCCGCCCGUACUCGCGCACCUGUCCGCGCUGUCUGCGGCGCACGUGUCUGAGGUGCGGGCGGAGGGCGCAUAUGUUCCCUUGUGCACGAGGAGAGAAAGGAGGCGGUUGA
Lasiosphaeria miniovina is the source of this 657-nucleotide messenger RNA. RefSeq lists its product as uncharacterized. Bases 1 to 657 code for a protein of 218 amino acids. NCBI's taxonomy places the organism in Eukaryota, Fungi, Ascomycota, Sordariomycetes, Sordariales, Lasiosphaeriaceae. The transcript has a single exon. The record is from RefSeq and is a predicted model, not a curated record.